AUGAGCUCCCUUGCGACAAAGCAGCAGUCGCUCAAGAUCUUUGAGAAGUUGAAGACCAAGCCUGCCAACAAGAUCUGCUUCGAUUGCGGCCAAAAGAACCCGACAUGGACCUCUGUCCCCUUUGGCAUCUACCUCUGCCUUGAUUGCUCUUCCAACCACCGAAACCUUGGUGUCCACAUCUCCUUUGUGCGAUCAACGAACCUCGACCAGUGGCAAUGGGAUCAGCUGCGAGUGAUGAAGGUCGGUGGCAAUGAGUCUGCCACCAAGUUCUUCCAGCAGAACGGUGGUACCGCGGCUCUCAACAGCAAGGAUCCUAAGACCAAGUAUCAAUCCAAUGCUGCUACAAAGUACAAGGACGAGCUCAAGCGCCGCGCUGCGCGAGAUGCUCAAGAUUACCCCAACGAAGUUGUUAUCACCGAUGCUGUCGACGAUGGCUCUGCUACCCCUGCCGGCGAGCCUGACGACGACUUCUUCUCUUCCUGGGACAAGCCUGCCAUCAAGCGACCUACACCUCCCGUCUCCCGCACCGGAACCCCCCCUGUCGUCGGCCGUACACCUUCCCCUUUCUUGAACUCUGGUAAUGCUGGCAAUGGGAAGGAUAUCGCCCGUACCGCUUCGCCCCUUUCUCGAACCUCCACCGGUGAGAACAAGCCUGCCGCCAGCCGAAUCACCACCUCUGCCGCCCUCCGCAAGACGACUACUUCCACCGGACCCCGAAAGGCCAACGUUCUCGGUGCCAAGAAGACCACCAAGCUCGGCGCAAAGAAGGUCACCAGCGAUGUCAUUGACUUUGACGAGGCCGAGAGAAAGGCCAAGGAGGAGGCCGAUCGUAUUGCGAAGCUUGGCUACGACCCUGAUGCCGAGGAGGAUCCUGCCACCAAGAACUCUGGAUCAGCUGCUUCUAUCAUCUCUCCCACUCCUGUUAGCCCCAGCCGUGGAAACAGCUCAUCGCAUACACGCCAGAAGUCAGAUGCCGAAGUUGAGCGAUUGGGUAUGGGCAUGAACCGUCUAGGAUUCGGACAGGUUGGUGGUCCCAAGGCUGCUACUUCCUCUGCCCCUAAGAGGAAUGCUGGAGGCUUUGGCUCCGUUGGCCCUGUGAGAGCCCAGGAUGUUGACGAUUCCGAGCGAUACGCCCGUGAAAAGUUCGGCACACAGAAGGGUAUCUCGUCCGACGAGUUCUUUGGCAAGGGCGCUUUCGACCCCAGCCAGCAGUCCGAGGCCAAGACCCGUCUCCAAGGUUUCGAGGGCGCUACCGCCAUCUCUUCAAACGCCUACUUCGGACGACCAGAGGACGAGCCCGAGGAGGAGUACGGCGACCUCGAGUCUGCCGCCAAGGACUUUGUGCGCAAGUUUGGCAUCACAGCCGGUGACGAUCUCGAGAACCUUACACAAAUGGCUGGCGAGGUGUCUACCCGACUUCAGGGAGCCAUCCGCUCAUACCUUGGAAACUAA
Fusarium coffeatum is the source of this 1452-nucleotide messenger RNA. RefSeq lists its product as uncharacterized. The record is from RefSeq and is a predicted model, not a curated record. The transcript is spliced from 5 exons. Gene Ontology annotation, molecular function: GTPase activator activity. Gene Ontology annotation, biological process: COPI coating of Golgi vesicle. Lineage: Eukaryota; Fungi; Ascomycota; Sordariomycetes; Hypocreales; Nectriaceae. The coding region runs from base 1 to 1452 and encodes 483 amino acids.